AUGUUUUUCUCAACCUUAUCUACAUUAGACAGUGAACCUGUUCAGUGGAAGCAAUGCAAAACCUUUGGAGGAUCCAUGGAUCAAGUUCUAGAUGCUCAAUUUGGGAACUCCCAUUCAAGUUUGAAAUUGACAGUUGCUUAUUCAAAUGGCAUUGUAAAAGUCUAUGAGAUUUUAGAUCCAAUGGACUUGAAGAACUGGCAACUUCAGGCUGAAUUACAGAAUGUUACAGAUUCAGUAACGAAAUUCGGAAAAGCAUCAUGUUUGUCUGCAUCUAUUUCAUGGAACCCACAAAGAAGCGACACAUUUCCUGCAAGUUUUCUAUUGGGUCUCAAUUCAGAUACCCCACAACUAAAUUCACCCAAAGUAUGGGAGUUUGACCAAGAUCAUCAAAGAUGGCUUCCAGUUGCUGAAUUAGCAGACCAUGAUGAUAAAGGUGAUCAAGUAUAUGCUGUGGCAUGGGCUCCCAACAUUGGAAGACCAUAUGAGUUGAUGUCUGUUGCAACUUUAAAGAGCAUUUCAAUAUGGCAAAUGGCUUCAGACCCUGAUAUUGAUGGAAGGCUUUCAGUUGAAAAGGUUGCCACAUUCCCUUGCCAUAACAAUCAGGUGUGGCAAAUGGAAUGGGACAUGAGUGGAAUGACACUGGCAACCACCGGGAGUGAUGGGAGAGUGAAAUUAUGGCAAUCAAAUCUUAAUGGAGUUUGGCAUGAACAAGCAAUCAUCGAACCUACCACAUGA
Molecule: messenger RNA, 735 nt
Organism: Lactuca saligna
Lineage: Eukaryota; Viridiplantae; Streptophyta; Magnoliopsida; Asterales; Asteraceae
Source: the annotation of a GenBank genome assembly